AUGGACAGCUUUUCCCGAUUACCGACCUUCGUGCUAACCAACAUCCUCGGUCAGAUACAGUCCGAUAGAGAUCUGUUCAAUCUCAUACGAGCCUCGCCACAAUCACUGGCAGUCUAUGUCCAGUAUCUCUGUAUGGUUACUCGUCAAAGGCUCACACGCUUUCUUGAUCUCGACACUGACGACAGGAUGCUACAGGACGCUCUAGCCAUUAUCAAUUUCCCACCCAUUGACGAAAAGUCACCGAUUUCUCUCCCUGUCAUGUCAGACUGGUUGGACACAUUGAAUACCCGAAACUUCAAUCAUCGUCACAGCAUCGAUAGCCUCUACCCCUUCUUUAGUCGUCUUAUCGUGUUUAUCGAAGACUAUCUCGCUAAGUCCUUGGACCCUUUCCCUGCACGCGCUUGCAUGACACUUCCAACGAUCGGACGCUUUGUCCUGUCCAUGCAUUUCAAGGGCAAAGAAACUGACAUCAAGCCCGUUUCAUUUGGCAUAUUUCCGGCACAUACCCAACGCCGCCUACUACAAGCCUUUAUUAGGUAUGAGCUUCGCUGCAAGAUCUAUGACCCGCGCGUAUUGGUGCACCUCGAGGAAACUCGCUAUGAGGGUAUUGUCGAUCGACUGAACGAUAGACUUACCCUCAGUGACUUCGAGGAGCUCUACUGCGUCUUUGAAUAUGUCAGAGGUAUGUACGGCGCUGUCUUAGCCCAAUGCAAGGACGAUAUCUGGUUCCCCGAUCGGCCAGAGCCCGGCACCACGGUAGCAAAGCGCCCAAGCAAUGGCGAGUAUCUUGAACCACCUUCUGCCAAAGAGCUCGGUCUCUUGUUUCCUGAUGAUCUUUACUUUGACGGGGCGGUCUUUUCUGAGGCUCGAAAACUCGAUAUUAUUUCUUGCCUUGGCCUAGACCAUCUCAGCUCAAUCAUCCAGAACCUACAGUUCGAUGAUGAGACUCUCAUGGCUAUCGACCCCAAGAUAGAGGAGCUCAGGUUGCAAAUCCUACAGUCAAAGAUAUACCGUCAACGAGGUUGGAUAUUCUGCAGAGAUUUUCCUGGUCCUCAGCCAACUCUACCCGCUAUGGAAUACAUCACCACAGAACAUGACGCUGUGAGCGAUUGGAUUUGCCUCGAACAGGAGAAACACAGACGAAGAUCUCAGAAGUGGCAAGACUAUUGGGCCGCGCGAAGUUUGGAGGAUCCGCUCGACCCCGAUACUUCAGACAAAGAAAGUAACCCUACCAAGCGUCAGUCGGAACCGAGAGUAUCUGUUUCUUCCAAUAUCCCACGAUUCUUCUCGGGCAGAACGGUAUGGUGA
Molecule: messenger RNA, 1308 nt
Organism: Fusarium coffeatum
Lineage: Eukaryota; Fungi; Ascomycota; Sordariomycetes; Hypocreales; Nectriaceae
Exons: 2
Coding region: 1-1308 (435 amino acids)
Source: RefSeq, a predicted model, not a curated record